AUCUUGCUAGCUUGCGGCCGGAUUUGGAAGUGGUGGAGGCGGCAGCUGCGGUGAGGGCGUGGAGAAGGGUGGGGUGAGUGGGCGAGGCCGCGACGAGGGCGACAGAGUUCUCCUCUUUUUGGCCCUUCUGCGUGGGACGGCGUGGACGUGUUUUUGGAGGGAUGUCCGCCUUCUCCGAGGCGGCGCUGGAGAAGAAGCUGUCGGAGUUGAGCAACUCGCAGCAGAGCGUGCAGACCUUGUCCCUGUGGCUCAUCCACCACCGUAAGCACUCGCGGCCCAUCGUCACGGUGUGGGAGCGGGAGCUGCGGAAAGCCAAACCCAACAGAAAGCUCACUUUUCUGUACCUAGCCAAUGAUGUCAUUCAAAACAGCAAAAGGAAGGGGCCGGAGUUUACAAAAGAUUUUGCACCAGUUAUAGUGGAGGCUUUUAAGCAUGUUUCAAGUGAAACUGAUGAAAGUUGUAAAAAGCACCUUGGAAGAGUGUUGUCUAUUUGGGAAGAGAGAUCUGUUUAUGAAAAUGAUGUAUUAGACCAACUUAAGCAAGCUCUGUAUGGUGAUAAAAAGGCUAGGAAGCGAGCUUACGAACAAAUAAAGGCAGAUGAAAAUGAAAAUUGUUCCUCUUUGGGCUCUCCAAGUGAACCACCACAGACUCUAGAUCUCGUUAGAGCAUUACAAGACCUAGAAAAUGCAGCUUCAGGUGAUGCAGCAGUUCAUCAGAGGAUAGCUUCUUUGCCUGUUGAAGUCCAAGAAGUAUCCCUACUAGAUAAAAUAACCGAUAAAGAGUCUGGUGAAAGGCUUUCUAAAAUGGUAGAGGAUGCUUGCAUGUUGCUGGCAGAUUAUAAUGGCAGAUUGGCGGCAGAAAUAGAUGAUAGGAAGCAACUCACUCGAAUGUUAGCAGAUUUUCUUCGUUGUCAAAAGGAAGCCCUUGCAGAGAAAGAGCAUAAAUUGGAAAUAUUGGACAUGGGCGUAUCUUCUAAUGAUGUCAUCACCAUUAGCAUAUUUUUCCUGUUAAAAAUAAAUAUCAAACUCAAAAGCCUGUAUUGUCUCAUGUUUUUGAAAACUGAAGAAAAGACUGAAACUUCUUAUUCUACUUUAUUGCUUUCUCACUUGCGAUUCUGAUCAUCACUGGUUUCAAAAACAAAGUUUACAUUUGAAAAGUGUAGAAAAUAGAUCAAAUACUACCCACCCUUCUGCAACCUCCUCUUUCCUCAUUGCAGCGUAGCCAGAUUUCAUAGUUAAUAUUCAUAGAUGGUGGGCUUAUGAUAACAAUAGCAUUUACUAUGUAUCAGUGUACUAGUGUAGGCACUUCAUAUUAUCAAUUCAUUUAAUCCUUGUAACAAGAUGUAUCACACAUUUUAUAGGCAUGGAAUUUAAGCAUAAGGAAAUAACCUAGGUCGCCCAAGGUCACCGUGAACUAGGGAAUUGUUUAGAACCCAGGGAAUCUGCCCUCCAGAGUCAGUGCACUUAGUCACAAAGAACAUUUAUUUCCUGUUUUUGCCUAAAGAAAUGUGAGGCUGCAGUGCAAACUGAAGCCCUGUUUCUUCAAUUCUUUUUGGUCCUCAGAAGUAAUUACUAUCUUAAAAUAGUGUUCUAGGGACUUUUGCUGUUCAGUACAACUGAAUUUUAUCCUUUAAAGGUGUGAUUGAAAAAUACGGUAAAUGUUUUUAAUUUAAAAAAGAAAACCAUUACAGUUGGAGGUAACAUUGCCAUUAAGUCCUCUUCAAAAUACAACCCCUUGCUUGAACACACAUAUCCAUUAUUGCCACUUUCUGAAGCAGUUCUGCAAGUCCUCUUAUGAGUGUCUUUAUGAGGUAUGAUUAAAACAUAGGAAAAUGCACUUGGCAAGGUCCAUCCAAUAAAAAGCAAGCUUAUAAAAACGUAAGUUGGGUCCCAAUCUACCUUACUGGAUCUGGUGCUUCUCCAAAGUCAAAAUGACAAUAAAAGAUAAAUGUCUUGAAUGAAUUUAGGACAUAAAGGCAGCCUUACUAGGGCAGUAAAAACACGCUAAGACUUCCAAAACUGCUUUAGAAAGUGGCAAGAAUGAUACGAUAAAUGUAUUUGGAGCAAGGGGGCAGUGUUCAAAAGGGAACUAAUGGCAAUAGCUUUUAUUGUAGUAACUUCAUUAAAAACUUUAGUAUUCACUGUAUGUUUUGACUCCCUCUAUAUUCUAAAGAAACCACCUUAUUUGUGUUCAACUUUUUAAAGAAUUACUAUAUAAAUUUGGAAGUUACUCAGUAGAACUUAAAUUAUCUGGAACUAAGUAUCCUUUUGUCAAAAGACAAAGAUAAUUUGAGAUAUAAGUAGAAACAUCACUUUGAAGUUGAGACUGAGAUGUGAAGAUUGGUAUUUUCCGUGACACUUGUUCUCAUACAUCUUGGAACGUUAACUAUCAUUGGAUAUCAGUGGAUCGUCGGUCGUUUUCUUUCUUGAAAAUGGAACAUAUAUUUAAAAUAUCAAUUUAGGAAUUGACUAAUUCUUGAGGAAGCCACUGUUAAAGCAUUCAUAAUAAUUAAAAUACAAAGCCUCAAAAAUCAUUUUGGAAAUCAAUAGUUGUUAUUUUUGAAGCGAUAGGUUAGCAAAUAAUUUAAAAUUCACUUAAUUUAUUUUACAUUUGUAAAAUCUGUUUCAUGGAUUGCUAGAGGAAUUAUAUUUCACUAUUUAGGAAGUUGAAAGUAUUGUAGGAACUAUUACUGAUUUAACUUCUUUUCUUUUUGAUAUCGGAGAUUGAACCCAAGACCUUCAUACUUUACAGCCCUUUUUAAAUUUUGUGUUGAGCUCACUAGGUUGCCUACGCUGGGCUCAUACUUGGAAUUCUCCUGCCUCAUCCUCCCAGAGUACUGGGCGUACAGGUGUAUAUCACUAUGCCUUGCUUUAUUAUAGGAGUCAUUCAUGAAUAAGGGAAUUAAAGUAACAUUUUAAUUUUAAUGUUUUUGUUUUUGUUUUUUGCCUGGAACUCAUAUCAGUCCUGCCUCAGUCCUCCCCAAUGCUAGGAUUACCGGCAUGUACUGCCAUACCUGGCUUAAUAUUUUUGAAAAGAGGCAAAUACAAAGAUCAGAAAUUCUUCCAUAUUCAAUAAUAUAAUGUGUUUGUUGCUCAGUUUUGCAUAUUUUUCCACAAUACAGUUGCUAUAAGGAAACGUGCGUUUAUAAAGUUCCUGUUUAUCUCAAAAUAUAUUGAUCUAUUUUUACUAGAUUUUGUGGAAAGUUGUUUUCUAAUUUUGGGAAUAGGUUUCCAUAGAAAAUUGGAAGGCAUAAUUUGUUGGCUUCCAGAGAAGGAUAAGGCGGAAAGAAUUCCAAGUUCUGGAAAUCAGAAUGAGAAUAUAUGUUAGAGAAGAUAAGUGUUUAUAUUUUGCCAUUCUAUUUCAGUAUAUUCAUAUCUGCCUCCUUUUUUAAAAACCAGUGGAUUAUAUGGAUAGUGUAUUUUAAGCCUAUUCUGUUGGUAUCAGAUUGACUCCAUUAAGAUGUUUGUCUUCAUUAUGACAUUUGCACAUUAUAAAUAAGACAACAACAUGCUGGUGAUUGAAUAGAGGUUUGCAUAGUCUUGCAACUGUGUGGCAGAUUCUUAAUGAACUACAGUACAGUGGAUUCAGAAGGAUGUAGGUUUAAAUAUUGGUAGUAUAAUUAAGUGCUCUGAAAAGCUUCUACCUUUUGUGUGAAUGGUACUGGGGAUCAAACCCAGCACUGCAUGCAUGCUAAGCAGGCACUGUGCCACUGAACUAUUCUUCCUUUUGCAGUAUGAGUGCAUCUUUUCCUACAUAAACUCGCACACAAGAAUGAUGGUGAUCUUUGUAAUUUUUCAACAUCUGAUAGGUUGAGUUUUUAAGCUCAAUGGCUGUAUAUUUUUUCAAAUCCAUUUUAUUUCAAUGAGAAAAAAUAAUUUGAAAACAUGCCAAUUAGGGAGAAUGGUUAUAUUUUAAGACUAUUUAUUAACCAUUUUAUUUCUCCUGCAAUUCUCUGUAUUCUUUGACCACUUUUCUAUUUGGUUCUGGUUUUAUGCCUUACUAUAUUUUUGUAUACUCUGGGCAUUUUAUUUAUAUAUUUAUAUAUAUAUAUUUAAGAUGGCCUUUUUAAUAGCUGUAAAAAUACUUUUUUCAACAAUUUUAUCAGAAUUUUUUUUUAGGACCUGAUCCAGGGUCCUAACAUUGUUUCAUAGUGGUGAUUAAUACACUUUUAUAAUUUAAUCACAGUCUUUCGUACUAUUCUCAUCAAAUACCAUUUUUGUCACACUUAAUUCCUAUAUAUACAUGUGUCUACAGUAAUGAUGGCAUCCUCCCUAUUUUAGUCUCCUGGCCCAUUUGUCUUCUAGAUUUUGAUUUUUGAUUACUUUGAAUAUUUAUUUAUUGAAGCUAUUCAAUUUUUCUUUCAUACUUAACAUUUAAAAAGGACAAUAUUUUGUUGUCAGUUUGUCAGAUCAAAAAUGUUAUUCAGUAGUCGGGCAUAAUGGCACAUGCCUGUAAUCUCAGCACUCAGAAGACAGGCAGGAGGAUUGUUGCAAAUUUGAGAUCAGUCUGGGUUACAAAGUGAGCUCAGGGCCAGCCUGAUCUUCAGAGUGAGACCUUGUCUCAAAAGACCAAAAAAAAAAAAAGAAAGAAAAAGAAAAACCACUGUAUAGCUGAUGAGUCCUUGGUUUUCAGUUAUAUUUUAAAAUUACUUACUGUAUUUUUCCAUUGAAAUAUUUACUUGGUUUAGAUUUCAACAUAAGAUGAAAUUACUUUUUAAAGAGAAAUUACUGGCUUGGUGGUGUACACCUUUAACCCCAGCAUUCUGGGAGGCCAAGACAGAGGAUCAUAAGUUCAAAUACAUUUUAGGCCCUAUCUCAAAAAGUAAGACAAACAAAACGGAAUGUAGCUCAGUUCCUCAACUGGGAGGAAAGUAGGUAGAUAGUUGGCUGAUUGCUGAAUACUUUAUAUAGUUUUUAAGAGCUAACAAUAGUCUAAAUAUAAUUCAGUUUUUUAAAAACAACCAUGUAAUCUUUUAACCAGGUUUAUUGACUGCAAGUAAUCUGUUUUUAUUGCAGGAAAAAAUUUAAAAGACAGCCCUGUAUAGUGGGUCUGUCACUGCAUCAUUACCUUUUUUAUAUGAUACGUGCAUCUUACUGUGUCAUUGUUUUCCUUGUUAAUGUAUGGCUGUGUUAUAGUUUUCUGCUGUUCUUUAUGAUUCUGACCGCUGCUUUGAUAUUAUAGAAACUAUUUUAGUGAGUGUGUAGCUAUUCCCUUUUUGGUGUUUAGUCUCUAAAGAUGAAAUUGUUGAAUCUUGUUAAAGAUUUGAUAUUUGUUAUUAAUCUUGACUGUCAAUAAGAUACUAGUUUAUUGGUGAUUCCCAAAUGCUAUCAGUAGGUCUUCUUUGCUGGCCAAUUCAUUUUCUCCAGAAAAAAAUACCUGUUUAAAAUUAAAUUUUUUUGGUAUUGAAGAUUCAACCCAGGGCCUUUGCCCUGAACUAUAUUCCCCAGUCCUUUUUAUUUUUUACUUUUUUUUUUUUUUUUUUUUUUUAAAGUUUUGAAGUAGGGUAAUGCUAAGUUGCUCAGGCUGGACUUGAUCACUUAUGGCCCUCCUUCCUCUUUGAUGCUGGAAUUACACAGAUGUGUGCUGCCAUACUUGGCAAGGAUAAAGUUUUAACAGAUUCAUGUAGAUUUUCUCUGAUCUUACUGUCUACCUGAGUCACUAUUGUGUUUUAAGGAGCCUGACACCUCAAAAGUCCUGGGCCUAAUCAGAGUUCUUUGGAUGCAUUACUUUUGUAUCAUUUUUUGUUUUGGGGUCGGCUCCCCCCCCACACCCCAUCUCAUUGAGACAGGUUCUCUAUGCAGUACAGGCAGGCCUUGAGCUUACUUUGUACCCCAGGCUAUCUUAAACUUGCAGAGAUUCGCCUGCCUCAUGCAUUACUUUUCAUCAUUAUCUUCUGGGUUUUUUUUUGUUUGUUUGUUUGUUUGCUCUUUUUGAGAUAGGGUUUCACUGUGCAUUUCAGGCUGGCCUUGAAUUCACUUCGUAGCCCAGUCCUGCCUAGAGAUGCUCCUGCCUAUCUUCUGAGUGCUGGGGUUACAGGUAUGUGCCACUAUGCCCAGCUAGGUUUCUGUCUUUGUAAAUUGUAGUGGCUUUUUGUCAGGGAGCAGAUAAAAUAUUCCAUCUCUCAUAUAAUGGACCAUUUUUUAUAUUUUACUAAACAGAGCUGAAAUAUGUGUCAUAAGUGUUGCCAGCCAUUCUUCUAAGUGUUUGUCAUGUACAUGGUGCCUGCAUUUGUGACUUAUCAUCCUGAUCCCUCUAAUACUCCCCACAUAACUAUAGCCCGAUGAAUCUUUUAAGUAUAGGUCCCAUCACACCCUUGUUCAAAACUCUGCAGGGCUUCUCAUUUCACUUCUGGAUCUUAUUUUACUCAUACGUGUCUUAAGACCACAGUGAUGAGUCUCUGUUUAACCUUGUGUCGGCUCCCUGGCUUUCAUUGUAUUCUUCCAGCAGGCAAAAGAUGUCUUCACAUCCUUGGCUUUACUGAUUCUAAGUGUGACUGCUUUGCUGGUUCAGAAUUAUUCUUGGUUCCUUCUUCAUUUAGAUUCAUGUUCCUAUGUCACCUCCUCAAGAGAAUCUUCUUCCUUUGCAGUUACUCCUUUCCUACAAUUACAACUGUAUUGCAUUGUUGUUUUGUAUCAUUCCUAUUUUAGUAUAUGUGCUGCCAAAGCGAGCACUGCAUUGUUUUGAUUUUCCUUCUUGGCAUAUAGCAUUAUUUGAAAAAUUUAAAAUUUCUCUAGUUGUACUUGUUACUAGAAUGUGAGCUUUGUGAGGUGAAGAACCAUGUCUGUUUUUCAUGUUUCCAUAUUCUCAAUUCUACAUUUAGUGCGGUACCUUUCUUCUGGUAGGCCUUUGGGUAUUUUGUCAUUAAAUUUACUAGGCCUUAAAAUGAUGAAUGAAUACCACUACAAAUGUAAUCUGUAAGAGGCAUUUUUAUAUUUUAAAUUAGAUUUUUAAGUUGAAAAAGAAUCAUUACUUUAUGAAUAAGUGAUUGAAACAUAUUUGAAGUUUUUGAAUAAAAUUACAUUCAGUGUAAUAGGCUAAUGUGGAGGGGGCAAUCAAACACGUACUGGACAAGGGCUCUCACCACUCUGGUUAGCUGAUCUUUAAGUCAUCAUAGCAUAGUACAGUGCAGUAGUCCACCCUUAUCCACCUAGUGGAUGCCUGAAACUGUAGGUAGUAUCAAACCUUAUAAAUACUAUUUUUCAUAUAUAUUUAACUACCUGUGGUAGUUUAAUUUUCAAAUUAAGUAUAAUAAUAUAAAAGUAAUCAUUACAGUUUAAUAAAUGUGAUUGUGAAUGUAGGUUCCCUUUCUCCAAAAUAAUCCUUGUUAUAGUACAGUAAUGGUUUUGAACCAUGGUGACUAAACUGAAAUACAGUGAAACCAUGAAUAAGAAGAUUGCAGUACCAGAGCAUUUUGAACAAAGAAGAAAAUAGCUUUUUGAAAUUGUAAAAUCACUACAACUUUGUCUCCCAUAAGAGUAACACAUUGACAGUAUUGACAGUAUAUGAAUAUGUGAAUGACAGGUACUCUCUAAUAAGUACUCAUAAGUUUUACUGUAUACAACUAUUGUGUACAAUAUGCUGUUACACUAUAUAGUAUAUUACUUACUGUGUACAAAACAAGUACUCAUCAAUAUACUACACCAUAUAUUGAAUUCAUAAGAAGUAACAGUGCCACCUAGUGGAGCAAUAAAAGCUACAAAUCUGAAUCCUUGCUUGUGUCUUUAUGUUACAUAUACUACAAUGUAAAAGUGGAUUUUAAUCUGUAAUUGUUAAAUUAUGCAAUGGGAGCCCUUGACAGCUGGUAACUGCUACAGUUUGUUUUGCAGCAGCUGAGAGUUGUUGGAAGUAAAGAAAUUGGAAAGUAAAGGCUGGCCUUUAAUUUGCAGUGCUCUUCCUACCUCAGCUUCUAGAAUGCUGGGACAGGCAUGUGUCACCAUGCUUGGCAAGAGAAAUUAGGUGAAAAAACAAAUGAGCCACAUUUUUUAGGAUACUUUAAUUUCAAUGAGCAGGUGAUUAUAAACAGUUCAAAGAGCAAUAGGAGCAUUGGUAGUAUUUGAAAACCUAAUGUAGUUGCUGAGUGGAUCAGUUGGAGAGAGAUUUGCAGUAGGGAGUUCAGAUAGGACUUAAUUAGAAAAAUCUGUGGAGCAGUAAAGUCCUGAAUUAUGUAGCAGGUGGUGGCAGUGAAAUUUUUUUUUAAAUUGUAAAGUUGUGUGCUAAUCAUACUUCAGAGUACCUAACAAAUACUAGCUACAAGUUCAUCACCUCUUUGAUAAAAUUUGGAGGCAUAAUCUUAGUACACAUGUCUUUCUCUGUUUCUGUCUCUCUUGGAAAUUAAACCCAUGGUCUUGCACAUGUUAGGCAGGAGCUAUACCACUGAGUUGUACUCACAACCCAAGUUAUCAAUCUCACUAGCUAAGUUAUAUUUGACUUUGCAGAAAUAAUACUCCUUUCACCAGAUCAUGUUGUUGGCAUUUAUCUUUUGUUUUGUUCUGAUACGGUCUCUAUGCAGUUGAGGCUCUUGAGCUCACUUUGUAGCCUAGAUUGAUCAUUUAUCUUUUGUUUUGUUCUGAUACGGUCUCUAUGCAGUUGAGGCUCUUGAGCUCACUUUGCAGCCUAGAUUGAUCUUGAACUUGGAACAGUUCUGUCUCAGCCUCCAGAGUGCUGUGAUUGUAGGCGUGUACCACCAUGCUCAGCUUUCCUGCUCUUGGAAAACAUUGCUUUAAGUAACUUUUUGGCAUUUAUGUUACAGUACUUUUUUUGAAAA
Molecule: messenger RNA, 8764 nt
Organism: Cavia porcellus (domestic guinea pig)
Lineage: Eukaryota; Metazoa; Chordata; Mammalia; Rodentia; Caviidae
Gene: Rprd1a
Product: regulation of nuclear pre-mRNA domain containing 1A
Exons: 7
Coding region: 162-1118 (318 amino acids)
Biological process (GO): mRNA 3'-end processing
Molecular function (GO): RNA polymerase II C-terminal domain binding
Source: RefSeq, a predicted model, not a curated record